Molecule: messenger RNA, 519 nt
Organism: Kwoniella mangroviensis CBS 8507
Lineage: Eukaryota; Fungi; Basidiomycota; Tremellomycetes; Tremellales; Cryptococcaceae
Exons: 5
Coding region: 1-519 (172 amino acids)
Source: RefSeq, a predicted model, not a curated record
AUGUCGCAAGCUUCCUGGUCGGAGAUCAAAGAUAUAUUCACCAAUGCACCAAAAGCCAAAGCCGUCAGGCGACUGCAAAAUGACCUUACAAAGGGUUGGAAUCGCGCUCGGAAAGAGAGGAAAUUCGAGUUAAUCAAGGAUCUCGGAAUACUCGAUGAUAAAGGACGAAUUGAGGAGAUCACCUUGAUUUCAACUUGGACCCAAUCUUUGGUCGGUACGGAUAAGGAGCAAUUGGAAAUGGUACAACGAUGUUUAUCCGAUUCUAAAAUCUGGAUGGAUUUGCGAGGAGCAGAAAGGGAUUGCCUCGAAAUUGUCUACUCCCGUAUGUUAACCAUGUUAGAUUCUGAGCAAGUACCAACUCAAGAAAAGGCGAUGUUCGAAUUCGAUCCCGCUAAGAAGAAAUCCGUAUGCGAUAGCGCAAACAAUACCAACAGCAUUGGAAGACAGAUGAGAUCGACCAUCAACAUCAAUGGUGGAAGGCAAGUGAUGGCACCUUGUCGGAUUUUACUCAAAAGAUAA